UUUUUUUUUUCAUCAUUUUAGUAUGGCAGACUCACUAUCAGCGUACUCCUAUGUUACUCUGGUAAUAUUCUUGCUGGUUAUUGCACUUGUAAUCCGUCCAAUCAAGAUACGCAUUAAGCGUAUCAAAAUCCACCUGAAUAUCUCGACUGUUCCUCCUCUUGGCGUCUUGAUUCUAUUGAUUUGCCGAGCCAUUGAUUUUGAUGUAGUAAGAAGAGGGUUUCUGGGUACAGCAGGAAUACAGCCAUGGGCUAUUAUGAUCCUGUUCUAUUCCCUGGUAAAGUAAAUACAUAGAGAAUUGACUGGGUGUUGAUUUAAGUAAGGCAUACAUUUGUAUAUCUUUAGACAUGACAGGAGUGUUUCAAUUUUGUGCUUUUUGGGUCUCCAAAAAGGCUGGCAAUAGGGGAAUGCUGGCAUUUACCCUCUUUUUUAUUCUUACUAGUCUUAUGAGUGGAUUGACAAGCAAUGAUGUGGUCAUCUUGACAGGCACUGUCUUUCUUUCUUAUUUCACAAAAGUCUCGGACAUUCGCCCUACUGCUUUUCUUAUGAGCGAGUUUACUACUGCCAAUAUAGCUUCUAUGGCAUUGUACAUUGGUAACCCUACUAAUGUAGUUGUAUCUGAAGCUUACAAGAUCAGUUUUAUUACCUAUUCAGCUUGGAUGCUACUUCCCACUGUAGUAUGCAUCUUGCUGGCCUAUAUUGUUCUUCGAGUCUUAUUUCGAGGCAAUUAUUAUCUCCCUCGACACAUUCAACCACCAGACGCCGAUCCAAAAAGUGUCUUGAUUGAUCCACAAGGUGCUAUUUUUGGCUUGGUUUUAUUAGGCUGUUGUUUAGCAACUCUAGUCGGCACUUCAUUUGCUAAUGUGCCUGUCUGGAUGGUCACUUUGCCUUUUGCCUUUGUCAUGUUUCUGAGAGAUAUUCGACACGAUUUAGGCAUUUCAUUCAGUCAUAUUUUCCCUAUCAAGCGGCGAUACCUUCGUCCUGUUCUACACACGGCGAAGCAUGAUGAAGUCUUGAUCUUUGAUCAAACGCAAGAGAUUCAUUUAGACUCGAUCCAUUCGCCCUCCAGGUUACACAAAUCUACAUCAGACAGUGUGGUUCCUGAACAAACAACUGACUUGGGCUCAACGCCACUAGGACAACUGGGGAAAAGAAGGACAUCAAGUAUACAGCCAUCGUUAUCAUCAGAUCAAAUAGUGCAAGACAAUGUCACUUCUACUAAGACAACCAACAAUAACGUAAUUAAACCCUUCCAGAAGCUCUACAAAUGGUUUAGUGCCCGAUUUCCUACGCUGAAAGCAGUAUUUAUGCGUAUGCCUUGGUCUAUUCUUCCUUUUAGCCUGGGAAUGUUUAUGCUGAUUGAGGCAUUGGCUGAAAAGGGAUGGGUAAGUAUUUUUGCUACUGCCAUGGCUGUGUUUGCAAAGAAUUAUGCGACUGCUGUUUUCGGUAUGGUGUUUGUGUCCAUUUUGGCUUGUCAGCUAUUGAACAACUUGCCUAUGACAAUCUUGUUUACUCAAAUCAUUCAGCACCCCAAUUUCACACAGCACGUUCAUUCAGAGGCUACCAUGCAAGGGUUCUUAUUAGGCUUAAUCGUGGGUAGUAAUUUAGGUGCUUGCCUAACACUUGUAGGCAGCUUGGCGGGUAUUAUGUUUGACCAUAUUCUUAAAACUAAAGGUAUCUAUACAUUGGGUUACUUUCAGUUCUUGAAAUGGAAUCUUGUCAUUCUUCCGGUUAUUGCUUUAGGAGCAUGUGCAGUCCUGAUAGGCGAAAUAUGGUUUGUCUAUCUCCGUUAAUGCUUGCCAUGAUUGUACUUUUCUAUAUCAAGAUUACGUCUCGAACAUUUUGCGGAGGAGAUCCCGACAAUAGACGUAUACCCCAACUUUUUUCAAUAAACAAGGAAAAGCAGUAAUUUUUGUUGGGGCUUUUUCUUUAAUUAGACAUACUUUGGCAAUGCAGUAUGCUGGAGGCUAUUUAUUUCAUCAUGUUGAUGCAUAUCAUGUAUACAUAUAUAUAAAAACAAGUUCUAUAUCAGGC
Gilbertella persicaria is the source of this 2031-nucleotide messenger RNA. RefSeq lists its product as uncharacterized. The transcript has 4 exons. NCBI's taxonomy places the organism in Eukaryota, Fungi, Mucoromycota, Mucoromycetes, Mucorales, Choanephoraceae. Gene Ontology annotation, biological process: arsenite transport; transmembrane transport. Gene Ontology annotation, cellular component: membrane. Bases 345 to 1790 code for a protein of 481 amino acids. Gene Ontology annotation, molecular function: arsenite transmembrane transporter activity. The record is from RefSeq and is a predicted model, not a curated record.